UGGGAAAUACGAGUAGUUUUCAUUGCUUUUCUUUUGCUUCAACCCAAGCUUCCUUUCCUUAUUUUACGUAGCUAAAACUAAAUCCCAACGAAAAAGCAAUCCUCCUCGGAGGACGGCACACCGGAAUAUGCCACCAGAAGACAACCGGCUUCCGUUAUUAUCCGACCAGGAUUCGGACCAGGAUGUGGCGUACGAGUCAGGCGAAAAAGUCCACAUCGUCGGAGUCGAUGAAACGGGGAAUGAAGGCUCACUGGGUGUCCCGCCUUUUUCCUGGAAAAAGCUUUGGCUUUUCACCGGACCCGGUUUUUUGAUGUCGAUUGCUUUUUUGGAUCCUGGGAAUUUAGAAGGGGAUCUUCAAGCCGGAGCUAUAGCCGGUUACUCUUUGCUGUGGCUGCUGAUGUGGGCUACGGCUAUUGGGUUGUUGGUUCAGCUGUUGUCGGCUAGGCUUGGUGUGGCGACGGGGAGACACUUAGCUGAGCUGUGUAGAGAAGAGUAUCCGACUUGGGCUAGGAUGGUUUUGUGGGUAAUGGCGGAGUUGGCUUUAAUUGGAGCUGAUAUACAGGAAGUUAUUGGAAGUGCUAUUGCUAUUAAGAUUUUGAGUAAUGGUGCUUUGCCUUUGUGGGCUGGUGUUGUUAUUACAGCUUGUGAUUGUUUUAUCUUCUUGUUUCUUGAAAACUAUGGAGUGAGGAAGCUGGAAGCAUUUUUUGCUGUCCUCAUUGCUACAAUGGCAGUCUCAUUUGCUUGGAUGUUUGGUCAAACAAAACCCAGUGGCACUGAACUUCUUCUUGGUGUUUUGAUUCCAAAACUUAGCUCCAAAACCAUCAAACAAGCCGUGGGAGUCGUGGGCUGCAUUAUUAUGCCUCACAAUGUAUUCUUGCACUCUGCUCUCGUGCAAUCACGGGAAAUCGAUCACAGCAAGAAAGGCCGAGUGCAAGAAGCUCUCAAUUAUUACUCGAUAGAGUCUGCUGCCGCGCUUUUGAUUUCCUUUAUAAUCAAUCUGUUUGUCACAACUGUUUUUGCCAAGGCAUUUUAUGGCACAGAAGUAGCCGAUAGUAUUGGACUCGUGAAUGCAGGGCAGUAUCUUCAAGAGAAAUUUGGAGGUGGGUUAUUCCCGAUUUUAUAUAUCUGGGCUAUCGGGCUGUUAGCAGCUGGACAAAGUAGCACUAUUACUGGCACUUAUGCGGGGCAGUUCAUCAUGGGAGGUUUCUUGAACUUGAGGUUGAAAAAAUGGCUAAGAGCGUUGAUCACUAGGAGCUUUGCAAUUGUUCCUACUAUGAUAGUUGCUCUUAUUUUCGAUACUUCUGAAUCAGCUUUAGAUGAAUUAAAUGAAUGGCUUAAUGUGCUUCAAUCUAUUCAAAUCCCCUUUGCUCUUAUCCCACUUCUUUGUUUGGUAUCUAAGGAGCAAAUCAUGGGUUCCUUCAAAAUUGGCUCUGUGCUCAAGACAGUUGCAUGGCUCGUGGCUGUGCUGGUGAUAGUGAUCAACGGGUAUCUUCUACUCGACUUUUUCUCUGAAGAAGUCACUGGUGUAAUGUUCACAAGUGUACUGUUUGCGUUUAGCGGCACAUAUAUUGCUUUUAUAAUCUACCUUGUUGCUCGAGGUUUUAUGUCAUCUGCUUGGCGCUGCUUGUUACCACCAAAACAGACUCAAGGAAUUGAGUGAUCUAUCUCACCCUUGUCAAGCCAUGAGAUCAGCCAAUUGAUUUAGGAGCAAUCGAAGUCUGUUUUCACAGAUGAAUUUAUCCAAUUAAAAGCAUAUGUUUUCUGCGUAUGCAUAAUUAUAUAGGGACUUUUAAGUACAAAGUUCAGUUGAGUAAGCAUACUUUUUUCUGGAGUACUGUUUCAAACAACAUGCUUGUAGCCUGUAGGUUCCAUGUUUUGGUUAAAGAAUGUAUGGAUUAUAAACUUUAGCAAUAACAUUAUUUUGAAAACAUCUGAAGGAUCCAAAACUAUGUAAUUUCCCCCAUAGUGCAGCUCAAAUUUGGUUCAA
Molecule: messenger RNA, 1987 nt
Organism: Hibiscus syriacus
Lineage: Eukaryota; Viridiplantae; Streptophyta; Magnoliopsida; Malvales; Malvaceae
Product: metal transporter Nramp3-like
Exons: 4
Coding region: 128-1660 (510 amino acids)
Biological process (GO): defense response to bacterium; metal ion transport; positive regulation of reactive oxygen species metabolic process
Cellular component (GO): vacuolar membrane
Molecular function (GO): cadmium ion transmembrane transporter activity; manganese ion transmembrane transporter activity
Source: RefSeq, a predicted model, not a curated record